AUGCGCAAAUUGCGCCUCAUCAUGUUCGCAGCAGGGCGGACGGCAGCAACACACGAUGUCGAUGCAGACGCUGAAGACGCCGUCAAUGAUUGGCUGAGCGUUGGUAAGAGCUUUUCCAGUGGCAAAAGUGAUGACAUCGCGAAGAUGACAGAAGAUGUUGCCGACUCGUCCGAGUCUGCAUUGCAAGUUUACAAACAUCGCCGAAGUAAACACCGCCAUAAAGAGAAGAAAAUACACAAGGAGAAGAAGCGGCGCAGCGAGGAGUCGGCGGCCGUGACAUCGCGCGAGAGUCGCCACCUCGCCAAGCGCAAGAAGAAAAGCAAGGACAGGAAACGGCGCAGAUCGUGGAGUCGCUCCGAUAGCAGUGAUGAUGACGAUGAAAGGCGUCAGUCUAAUCACCGCUCUCGACAACGACAUCGUAGCCGUAGUAACUCUCAGUCUCGAUCCCAGUCGUGUAGUCACAAGGAGGAGACGCGGAUUGUAAAACAGCCUGCCAAAGAUGUUGUUGUCCAAAGCCAAAAUGCUGGAGAACAGGAAGACAAACUCUUCGAGUUCGAUCGUGUAGGCGAUCGCGAUAACCAAUUCUUUGGAUCGACGUAUGCCCAUGAUCAGCCGUUGUACGAGUUGGCUACAAGACGGAACUUGCGCACCGGUGCAUGGGUAUCCCAAGCUCGGCCAAAAUACACCAGCAGUGACAUGCCCGGCAAGGAGAAGUAUAAUCAAAACGGAGACCGGUAUUUCUCGCUGCAGGCACGAAAACUGGAGAAAAAUGCUCGACAAAAGCGUCUGUAUCUUGCCUACUCGGAGAAAAGAUUGUCUCGCGCGACAGCUGAAGACAAACUGGAUCAACCAAGCCAAGCUGCUAACCUGGUUGUGACCCAUCGUCCACCUGAAAUGGCGUACAUUCCACUUGACCCGAUACUUGAUGUGGUGAGUGAUAGCAUGGAUGAGGUGUCCAAUUCAAGUAACGGCAUGAACGGAAUCUUACUAACUGACGGGCAAAGCGUGGAGCAACACCUAGUGGAACGCAGCAAAUUGCUCAACUCUGCUGUUGCAGCAAACCCGCACAUUAUUGACAGUUGGCUCGAUUUGAUGGCUUUCCAAGAGCAGACAAUGCGGCUUCAGGCCAACACGAAAAGAUUGAGUUCAGCAAUGAAAGCAAGCAUUGCGGAGAAGCAAGCUGCUAUUCUCGCCAGAGCGCUUGCUAACAACCCACAGUCACGGGAGUUGCAUUGUGUAAAACUGAACAUGUCGUUGCAGACUCAAACGAGUGGUGAGGGUGGAGAUAUGGAAUCGUUUCAGCGGCAGCUUGAGAGUCUCCUCUCUGAAGAUGUGACGAACAGCGAGCUGUGGAUCAAGUUGCUUCAAAGCCGCCACCAACAUUUUGGUAGCUUCUCCAUGCAAGCUGUCCGCGAUCUCUACGCGCGUAUCAUUACUGUUUUAAGAAAAGAGUGUGCAAAUGCUGCAGAAACAGCGACCGAGCUCGCACCACCAGUUCCAGACGCAAGUGAGAUAGCCAAGAUCUCCACACAAGCGGGGGAGUUAUCAGUAUCGUUGCUCGAUUUUCAUUUUCUUAUGUGCCAGUUUGAGAAAAGGGCAGGCUUCAUCGAACGCUCGAUCGCUCAGUUGCAAGCUCUGAUUGAUUUUACCUUUAAUGGGAGUGCAGUGGUUGAUAGGUCUAGCAACAAAGAGGAUCACUUGGAAUUGUUGCGAAAGUUUGCGUUACGGUGGAAUAAGGAAGGUACACUUGCAGUUGGUGACGAAUGGAGUGGUAAGACGGAAUUGAGCAGUGGAGUACUACUGGAAGAAAACUCUCCAAAGCCUUCGCCGGGUCAGCUCCAAGAUUACAUUCAGAAAAAUUGUGUCACCACUGUCGAUCAAGUGAAUCCUCCUGAAGUGCUGCGAACUGAAAAGCACAGACAGAGCCUGUUGUCAGCUUCUGCAGCAUACCAACGUCGAUCGCGCAAAAAUGAUGGAAAAGGUGCCGCAGGUAGCAAAAAUGAUAACAACGAGGUUGACUCGGAUUCAUCAACAAGUGACGACUCGGAGGCGGAAUCCAGACGAGGUGGCAAAUUAAUCUAUAGCAACUUGCACGGGUAUCGCAUUAACAUCGAUGAUGCCAACGAUACGAAAGAGUACGAGCGUAUUCUUGCCGAGUUACGCGGAACGGAAAAUGCGCGUGCUCGACAAGCUCAACUGCUUGAAAAAGAGAAAAUGAAACGGGCAGUACUGGCAGAGACAAAGUCACAAGUGGGGGACCAGCGUGCAAGUUACGAUUCAGUGGAUGGAAAUGACCGGUAUCUACAAUGGCUUAACCGCGAAGAAGUGCAGACACAGAUGCAAUGGGCCCCGCUGCGCUCAAACAACCCUCUUCACCAAAAUCUUAUUGAGGAACAACCAGACCGCGCCACACUAACCGAAGAGAUCCAGCCCUUUUUGUUUCCUGUUCCGAAGGCAUACCAAUGGAGGCUUAUCGUCGAAAUUCUGCAGAUAUGCGGUGUCGAAUGGCGAGGUGAAUACUCUUGGGAGACUAGUCUCCCAGCUUGUGAGUCAAUGUACUCUGACAGCCCUGCCGACUAUGAACUGCUCGUGGCUCCGAUAUUGUCUGUGGUUGACCCACAAGUUGGCAACUCCGACAAGCACAAACUGUUUCUUGAUCCAUGUGACCGAAAGAAGUUGCUCGAGCGUGCCCUUCUUGGAGACAUUGCAGUGAACCGAGAUGUGCUGUGUGACCCUAGCAGGGUGGAGUUUGUCCGUCGAGUAUUUUCACAAGCGUUGGAUAUAUUCCGCGAUACGGAUGAGGAUUUUGAAAGCGCCCUAAAGUGCUUGUGGAUUGGCUUCGAAGCUGAGCUUUCACGUUCGAUCGGUGCUCCAGAGGAAAGCAUAGCAUACUGUCGGCAUCUGAGUCGAAUCUUAGCAAAACGAGGCACGGACGGCGACACAGAUUUUAAUGUUUUGCACGCCUACGCCAAGCUAGAAUUUACUCUGGGAAACGAGCGCCAAGUUCGACGUAUUUGCGAGAAUGCGCUUAAGUCACUUGGGGAACUCUCCAUAAACAACAUGCGAUCGGCUAGAGCUUUCCAUCGCUUUGUCUUUCUUCGCGCACGUCUCGAGAUGUGGCCCUCCUCUGGCGAACGAAAGAAACCCGGUGACUAUGGACAGCUUCGUUUGUUGCGGUGUCUCUAUGCGCUUUGGAGUGCGAGGCAACCUGGUAAAUUGGGCGACAAGGGGAAGGAAACGCUGGUUACGAUUGCAAAAAAGUACAAGAACCGGAUUCGAGACUACUUGCACGAGCAGUUGAUGUCCGAUCCGUCGACUAAAACUGAUCUCAUUGCGAAAUAUCGUGCGGAUCUCCACCUUGCAGUUCGGCAGUGUGAUGAGUCUGCCGUACAAAGUUCUAAAGCAAGCCUUCGAUCAAGUUGCUGGGUUGGCUACUGCUUGCACAACUUGGCCCUCAUAGUUUACGCCUAUGACGGAUUUGAUGCAGCUUGUCGUGAAUAUCGUCAAGCCUUUUCCAACGCAGAUCACGGGGCUUGCUCACAUGUAGCAUGGAUGUGGACUUGCUUCCUUGAAUUCAUGCAGCAACAUCAAGUAUCGGGCUUAUCUCCUGUGCUUGCUCCUCGUGUGUGGCGUUCAUCAGUCGGUGAAGCAGUGGAGAAAUACCCGACCAACGAGAUAUUCCUUCGACUCUUCGUUGAUGCCGAGACAGGGAACACCAUUUCGCAAGUGCUUCGCAAUUACUUCCUUCGGGUAGAGAAGAGAUGGCAACGGCAUUUCGAUUCACCGGAAUUGGUGGAAUGGUUAUUCGCGUUGCUUUGUGAAUUUUACCGCGUUGAGCGAGCUGCGACGAUUAAAGAAUUAUCGAAGAGUGCAGAGUCAGGUAUCGACAGAUCCUCUCAUCCGACAUGCUGUCUUUUUCAUCGCUGGGGAAUGAACUUGACCGCAGUUAACCGGAUCCGGCAAAUGUUUGAAAAUAUGGUGAAUCAGAUUCGAACGAAGGGCAGCGCGCUGUGCUGGGGUCUAUACAUGCGCUUUGAAGUUGCGCUAGGAAAGGUGGAUGCGGCGAAGAAGGUGUUAUACCGUGGGAUCGCAGCUUGUGCGUGGAGCAAAGCAUUAUACAUGGAUGGACUGCGCGUGCUACGCGCUUAUUUGAGUGAAGACGAAUGCCAGGAACUUCUCGCAUUUAUGGAGGCAAAGGAGCUGAAUUUGCGCGUUGACUUUGACUGA
Molecule: messenger RNA, 4227 nt
Organism: Phytophthora nicotianae INRA-310
Lineage: Eukaryota; Oomycota; Peronosporomycetes; Peronosporales; Peronosporaceae
Exons: 2
Coding region: 1-4227 (1408 amino acids)
Biological process (GO): regulatory ncRNA-mediated post-transcriptional gene silencing; negative regulation of RNA catabolic process
Cellular component (GO): catalytic step 2 spliceosome
Molecular function (GO): protein binding
Source: RefSeq, a predicted model, not a curated record